This is a messenger RNA of Stylonychia lemnae, 477 nucleotides long. The record is from the annotation of a GenBank genome assembly. Lineage: Eukaryota; Ciliophora; Spirotrichea; Sporadotrichida; Oxytrichidae.
AUGUCCCUUAAUGAUUACUCAAAUGAAAAGAUUAACUUUGAUUAGUAUCUUGGUUCUGUGACUACUGCUAGAUAUUUAACUUCAUCGCCUGAGGCAUUAUGUCAAUAGAUAACUUUUAACGUUAAAGCUGAAAAAGCUACUAACGGCAAAGAGGGAAUAGAUAAAGUUAAUUAAAGGACAAUGUAAGAUGAGUAAGGUCCUUGCAUUUGCAAUAAAAACAAUCAUAAUUAUAAAUUGAUAUUCAUGGAUUGUAACAUGCCAAUAAUGGAUGGAUUUGAAGCUACGAUUGCAAUAAGAGAUUUGUAAAGCAUUAAUCAAAAAGAAAUUUAGAUAGUGGCUCUUACUGCAAACACUAAUGUCUCAUUCAAGAAAAAGUGCUAUUAAUCAGGUAUGAAUGAAUAUUUAACAAAACCUGUAAGCGUAGAUUAAUUAAGAAAGACCUUAUUAAAAUACAAUAUUAUGACUAAUCAAGCAUGA